AUGCCUUCAUUGCCCGGCUUCUCAGAUAAUCAAUUUCGCACCCGUUCUGACCUUUUGCGGGCGACGUUGGCGCUACUGCGGCCAUUAGAGCCGUACAAGUCCGCCGGAAAAGCUCGUAUCAAACUGGCCACAAACACUGCAGCUGGCUUCGAUGAAGUUUCCGCACAGCUAGAAGGUUUUGCGCGGCCACUCUGGAUCGUGGCUGAUCUGCUGCAAGAAGAUGAUGAGGAUGCCAUCGCCGCAGCCGGCGUUGAUCUCUCCUCAUGGACAACUGGAAUAAAAUUAGGCACAGAUCCUGAGUCGGAAGAGUACUGGGGCAACGUGGGAGACAUUGACCAGCGGAUGGUGGAAAUGGAGUCCAUUGCCUUUACGCUUCUGACCUCACCAUCUGCGUUCUUGAGGUCAUGCGACGAAGAGGCAAGAGGGAGACUGCGGAGUUGGCUGUUACAGAUCAACGGAAAGCAGAUGCCGCAGAAUAACUGGCGUUGGUUCCGGAUUUUUGUCAACCUGGCUCUUGUCAAGGCUCUCGGCGUCAAGCUCGAAGAUGUUCGUCAGUUCAUGGAUGCUGACUUCAAGUUGCUGGAUUCGUUCUACCUAGGCGAGGGAUGGUCGAGUGAUGGUCUAUGGGGAGAAGAGAGGAAGCAGGCUGAUUACUAUUCCGGCAGCUUCGCCAUCCAGUUUGCUCAGCUGCUGUACAUCAGAUUCGCAAUUGAUGACGAAGAGAGGAUCGAGAGAUAUAAGCAACAAGCCAAGGACUUUGCGUCAAGCUAUUGGAGGUACUUUGACACCAACGGGGCUGCUAUACCAUUCGGCAGGAGUUUGACAUACCGAUUCGCCUUUGCAGCGUUUUGGGCAGCAGCAGCAACGGCAGACAUCAGUCUUCCUGCACCCGUUGACGAUAUUGGUGCCGUGAAAGGUCUACUUCUCCGCCAUCUUCGUUGGUGGGCAAAGCAUCCAGACAUGUUCAACACUGACGGCACCCUGAACAUCGGCUUCGUGUAUCCCAACAUGUAUCUCAGCGAGGACUACAACUCUCCACAGUCUGUGUAUUGGUGUUUGAAGAGCCUCAUAGUCUUGGGACUUGACGAAGACCAUCCGUUCUGGACAAGCGACGAGCUACUCCAUCCCUUGGACAUGUCCAGAUUGGGCAAGGAAGAGACAUCGAGUAAGGAAGCGCCAACACAACUCGCAGUAAUUUGGCCACCGCGACAAAUCCUCUGCAGCACCCCUGUUCACCACUUCCUCUUGUCUGCCGGACAGAUGACAACAAAGACUUUCAAAGCGAGAGAAGCCAAGUACGGGAAGUUCGCGUACUCGUCCGCCUUUGCUUUCAGUGUCCCAACUGGAAACCUGCUUAUGCAGCUAGCCCCUGAUAGCACAUUGUGUGCUAGCAUCGACGGUGGCGAGAGCUGGAAAGCUAGGUGGGAGCCAGCGGAUGUUCGAGUCGAGUCCAUGUCGGUCGUCAAGAAAGAUGGCGUGCCCUGCAAAGUACCGUCCUUGCCCUGGAAUGCUUCCCCGGCUGGCAUGUCCGAGUACACCGAAUCCGUUUGGGAAACCCAGCAGAGAUUCCGCCUUGGAUCGAAGACGUUCAACUGGUAG
Messenger RNA from Colletotrichum karsti, 1599 nucleotides. RefSeq lists its product as uncharacterized. NCBI's taxonomy places the organism in Eukaryota, Fungi, Ascomycota, Sordariomycetes, Glomerellales, Glomerellaceae. The transcript is spliced from 3 exons. The record is from RefSeq and is a predicted model, not a curated record. Bases 1 to 1599 code for a protein of 532 amino acids.